Hibiscus syriacus is the source of this 1829-nucleotide messenger RNA. RefSeq names its product pentatricopeptide repeat-containing protein At2g22070-like. The transcript has a single exon. Gene Ontology annotation, molecular function: protein binding; RNA binding. The record is from RefSeq and is a predicted model, not a curated record. Bases 84 to 1811 code for a protein of 575 amino acids. Gene Ontology annotation, biological process: RNA modification. Lineage: Eukaryota; Viridiplantae; Streptophyta; Magnoliopsida; Malvales; Malvaceae.
UUUAAUCUGUGACUGUACUUUUCAAAAAUCUUCAUGAAUUUCAGAAGCUAGAAGAAACUCCCAACAACAAAAAGAAAACAACAAUGAAAGAAGGUUUGGGUCUUGAUUAUUUUUUCACAUUUCUCAUCUCAAAAGCCAUUAAAAGCAAGAACUUGAGUCUAGGCUUGCUUUUACAUUCACAGUUCAUCAAAAAGGCUCUGACUCUUAGACCCUUUAUAACCAACCAUCUUAUAGCCAUGUACUCAAAAUUCAAUGAAACAAAAAGUGCCCAAAGGGCUUUUGAUGAACUUGUGGUGAAAAACAGCUAUUCUUGGAACAUUCUUAUCUCUGGGUAUGUGCAACGUGGCCACUUUGAUAGGGCUUGCAAGUUGUUCGAUCAAAUGCCGAGUAGAAACCUUGUUAGUUAUAAUUCACUGAUUUAUGGGUUUUCCCAGCACGGGUUUUACAAGGAAUCAGUACUCAUGUUCCUGAAAAUGCUAAAGGAUUGUAUGGUUAUUGAUAGUUGUACGGUUGUUGGUAUUGUUGGUGCUUGUGCUAGAUUAGGUGCUCUAAGAUUUUUAUGUCAAGUUCAUGGUUUUAUGAUUGUUUUUGGUUUGGAUAUGAAUUUGAUUGUUUACAAUGCUUUGAUUGAUGCUUAUGGGAAAUGUGGGGAAGUGGAUUGUGCUUAUAGGAUUUUCAAUCGAAUGAGCGAAAGGGAUGUGGUUUCAUGGGCUUCUAUGGUGGUUGCUUAUGCUAAAGCGUCCCGAUUGGAGGAUGCUUUUCGUGUAUUUAAGGAAACGCCGAUUAAGAAUACAUUAUCUUGGACUGGUUUAAUCGCUGGUUUUGCUCAAAAUAGUUGUGGAAAUGAGGCGUUGGAUCUUUUUCGGCAGAUGUUGGAGGAAGGAGUGCAGCCUAAUGCUUACACAUUUGUUGCCGUUUUAAGUGCUUGUGCAGAUUUAGCACUUAUUGAGAGAGGUAAACAGAUCCAUGCGCACAUAGUUAGAGUUGGCAGCAGAGGUGAUUUGUUGAACCUAUUUGUAUUUAAUGCUUUAAUCGACAUGUACUGCAAGUGCGGAAACAUGAACUCGGCUAAAUUACUGUUUGAGAGGAUACAUGAGAAGGAUGUUGUUUCAUGGAACUCAUUAAUAACCGGGUUUGCUCAAAAUGGGCAUGGAGAGGACUCGCUUAAUGUGUUCAGAAUGAUGAUAGAGGAAAACGUAAGGCCCAAUCACAGAACAUUUAUCGGGGCAUUAUCUGCUUGUUGUCAUGCAGGUCUAAUCUCUGAAGGAAUGAGGAUUUUAGAGUUAAUGGAAAAGUAUUUCGGUGUGACCCCUAGGUCUGAUCAUUAUGCAAUCUUGAUCGAUUUGCUUGGAAGGAAAAACAAGCUUGAGGAGGCCAUGAAUAUGAUUAAGAGAACUCCUAAUGGAACGAAUUGUGUUGGCAUGUGGGGUUCACUUUUAGGUGCUUGUCGUGUCCAUGGUAACUUAGGUUUUGCUAGGCAGGCAGCGGAGGCUCUGUUUGAACUGGAACCAAAGAAUGCUGCCAGAUAUGUAAUGUUAUCGAAUAUCUAUGCGACAGCUAGAAGAUGGGAUGAUUCCCGAGCAGUGAAAAGGCUCAUGGAGGAGAGAGGUCUAAGAAAAGAAGCUGCUUAUAGUUGGAUUGAGGUUAGGAAUGUACGACAUGAGUUUGUGGUGAAAGAUGAGGGCCAUUCUCAGAUUGAAAAGAUACACGAAUUGAUCAUCGUGCUAGUAGAUCAUAUGAAGGAUGUUGGAUACGGACCCCUGAGAGAUGGUUCCUUGUUUCCUGAUGAAGAUGAAACUAUUUGCUGCUAACUGCCCUCGAGCUACCCA